AUGGCAUCAAAAACCCAUCUCACGACCUCCCUCUACACCUCGCACUUUCUAUCCAUGUGGAACGCACGGGGCUUUGAAUUCGGUGCGAUUCUCUUCCUUGCCACCGUCUAUCCUGGAACGCUACUCCCCAUGUCGAUCUACGCACUACUUCGGGCAUUGGCAGCCAUUGCCCUCUCACCCACUCUCGGCCACAUGAUCGACUCGAGCGACCGGCUAUGGAUCAUCCGCCUGUCCAUAGUGAGUCAGCGAUUAGGGGUUGCCAUGUCAUGUCUGAUAUUUGCGCUGCUGUUCCGCCACAAAGCAGACCUAUCGCCUAUAUUCGUCACCGCCCUCCUGGGUCUUUUGGUCGUCCUGGCUUGUAUUGAGAAACUCGGCUCCAUCACCAACACCGUGUCCGUGGAGCGAGACUGGGUGGUCGUCAUUGCCGGUGCCGACGAAGCUUUUCUCCAGGCCCUCAAUGCGCAGAUGCGUCGCAUCGACCUGUUCUGCAAAUUGGUGGCUCCGUUGGCCAUCGCUCUGCUGCACGGCUGGUCCCCCGUCAUUGCCGUGUGGGCCACGUUGAUCACCAACGUUUUGUCGGUAGGAGCCGAAUAUUUCCUGAUCGCACGGGUAUUUCACAAAGUACCAGCACUAGGUGACCGGGCCGAUGAUCGGUCCAGGUCCAGGUCCACGCACACAGAACCCGACGACUCUAAUUCCAUCGAAAUGCAACAAGAACAGGAACAAGAACAACAACAACAACAACAUAUCACGCAGACUCCUUCUUCCUCUGUCAUUACGAAAUAUCUAUUACCCAUCAUCACCCCUCUGCGCAUCUAUAUGUCCCAACCGGCGUUCCUGCCAUCCCUCGCCCUCUCAGGACUCUAUUUGACCGUCCUCUCCUUCUCCGGACAAAUGACCACAUUCCUGCUCGCCAUCCCAGACCCCAAAAUCACAUCGACCAUGGUGGGGAUACUUCGAACCAUAUCGACCAUCUCAGAAAUCUCAUCGACCUUCGUGGCCCCCAGGGCCAUGGACAAAAUCGGUCCUGUGCGCGCGGGGAUCUGGUUCCUAUCAUGGCAGACACUAUGUUCCAGCAUUGCCGUGGGUCUGCUUUGGAUGACAACAGCAUCUUCUGGUCUCGGCAGCAACCGAAUCAUCCUGCCGCUAUUCAUCACCGGCGUCAUUCUCUCCCGAUUCGGUCUGUGGUCAUUUGAUCUGUGUGCCCAGCUGAUUAUCCAAGAGUCGAUCCUGCCAGCGUAUCGAGGCUCCUUUUCCGCCGUCGAGAUGUCGCUGCAGAACCUUUUCGAACUCUGUGCCUUUGCUACCACCAUCGCCUGGCCACGUCCGGAUCAGUUUCGAUAUCCUGCCCUUGUGUCGCUGGCUGCCCUGUACCUGUCUGCGGGGCUAUAUGCAAAAUUUGUCCGCGACCGGAGGGGGCAUCUAUUGCAUAUGCCUGCAUGUCUGAAAGGCGGGGAGCGACAUAGGGGUCAUGGUCAUGGUGGACACGGAUAUCAUGCUCUUCCAAUGGAUAUGGACACGCGUAGUCGAGGGGGGUCUCUUUCUCAGUGA
Exophiala dermatitidis NIH/UT8656 is the source of this 1551-nucleotide messenger RNA. RefSeq lists its product as uncharacterized. Gene Ontology annotation, molecular function: iron ion transmembrane transporter activity. The transcript has a single exon. Gene Ontology annotation, cellular component: membrane. Gene Ontology annotation, biological process: iron ion transmembrane transport. The coding region runs from base 1 to 1551 and encodes 516 amino acids. Lineage: Eukaryota; Fungi; Ascomycota; Eurotiomycetes; Chaetothyriales; Herpotrichiellaceae. The record is from RefSeq and is a predicted model, not a curated record.